Perkinsus marinus ATCC 50983 is the source of this 1147-nucleotide messenger RNA. RefSeq lists its product as hypothetical. The transcript has a single exon. Gene Ontology annotation, molecular function: RNA-DNA hybrid ribonuclease activity; nucleic acid binding. The record is from RefSeq and is a predicted model, not a curated record. The annotation marks the transcript as partial. Lineage: Eukaryota; Perkinsozoa; Perkinsida; Perkinsidae.
AUGAUCGACGGUAAGGCCAUCGGCCGGGCCAAGGUCGUCACCAUCCUAGGCCUGACAGUGGACCAGCGACUGCUCUUCAGGGAGCACAUCAAGCGAAAGACGGCCCAAGCUCGCUCCCGCCUAGGGCGAUUACACGCCCUGGGUUGGGAACGGGCUGGGCUCGACACCAAGCGGAUACUGAAGACCUACCACCUGGCCGUGCUGCCCUUCCUUGGGCACGCGGUCAGCGUCUGGGCGGAGGCACUGGAGAACCCGAAUCUGGCCAAGGCCGUCGAUAGCGUGUCCGGCCUGGCAGCGAGGAUAGCCAUUCGGGCCCCUCGCUCGGCCUCCCACGCCGCGGCGAUGAUGAUGGCCGGCCUCACUCCGGCUAGCAUCCAAUUGAGAAUGCUGGCAGGAAGAUGCCGCGCCACCACAGGUACUCCUAGUGACCUAGCAGCGGCCCUUGGGCCUGGAGCGGCGGAACCGUCAUGGCGAGUGGACCGGCGAGAGACCCAUCCUCUCCCACCGUGGCUCCCCUCCCUCCCCGCCUCCAUCCGCCCCAGAGAAGAAGCGGUCGAACUGGCAUCGGCCUACCGAGGCCCCGCCAUCUACACGGAUGGCUCCAAGUUCGGCGAUAGUGCCGGCGGGGCCUUCCUGGCUGUCAAAGAAGGAGAAGUGGUGGAGCGCCAAGCCUUUAAGCUUGAGCGGUUCGCCACCAUUCACCAAUGCGAACUGGAAGCCAUCCGCAGAGCCCUGCGAUGGCUGAGCUAUUCGGCUCACAGAGGUAUAGAAUGGCUUCUCUUCACAGACUCUCAGGCUUCCAUCCGCACGAUUCGAGGCCGAGAAGCUACCGAGAGAUCGGCCAUCGCUCGUGACAUCGCCCAUCUCAGCCUACACGUCAAGGUGCAGCUGAACUGGUGCCCGGGCCAUGAAGGAGUACAAUGGAACGAAGCAGUGGACCAGCUGGCCAACACCGGCCGGAAACAGCUCUUCCCCCUGGACCGGGGUGCUGCUAUGAUGGUUCCCCCUUCCUAUGUGAAGCACAUGCUCAAGACCCAGAUGGAGAAGGACACAAGGUCCUGGUGGCUUGAGAAGCGAGCCACUCUGGGCACCAGCGUACGGGACUUCCUUUGGGGAUUUUCCCAUGCCAGAAGAUUCUUGAAGGCUG